UGAGUGCGUGAACGCGGCGCGCGGGGCGACUUGCGCGCUGCGCCGCGCCCGGUGGAGCAUGAAGUGGGUGCACCUGCACCUGCGUCCGCGUCGACGUCUUGCGCGGGCGCUACUGGUUUCCAAACUGGCUUCCAGCGCUCCUGUCUUUCUCGUCUUUGUCCGCGGGACCAGGCGAUGGGGCGACAACUGACUGCUGCUGGUUUUUGAUGACUCACGGAUCUAGUGAUUAGCGUCAACUCAAGCUAAUCGGAUAGGAACUUUGGACACCGCUAUCAAAUUUCGACAAAUCAACAUCCAGUAUCCCAACAGCAGUCACCGCAGAGGGAGAGAGAGCACGCUGGAAGAGUUCGAGCGGAAUCGCUAGUUUGAGAAGAACAUAUCUGGUGAAAGUUUACAAAAAUGGAAUAUCUUGUUGAUCCACCACAGGGUCCUCUUGACCAGUAUCGGAAGCAAGCAACAUUUGAUUGGAAGAAAAUGAAAUUAGUUAUUGAAGGAGAAAAUAUCGUGAGGCACAAGUUCAAAAUAUGGAAGACCUUGGAAUCUGAUCCACUGUUUGAACAUUUACCUGAAACUCCACCACUUGAUGAAGUAAGACGAUUGACUACACUUCGUGCUCAGAGAGUCUAUGAUUAUAAUUUCACAGAUCGAAGUAAUGGAGAGCCAAGUACUGAAGAGACUCUUGCAGAAAAUGAAGCUUUAUUUAUGUAUGAUCCUAGCUUGUUAUUGAAAUUUACGGUGCCUUUGGGAUUUUUCCCACUAAGCAUUCAAGGACUUGGAAGUCAGGAACAACAAUUGAUUUACCAAAAGGCUAUGUCUCAGGAUGUAUGUGGAUGUUUUGCAUUAACUGAAGUGUCUCAUGGAACAAAUGCAAAACAAAUGCGAACUACAGCAACAUUUGAUCCCCAAACUCAGGAAUUUAUCUUAAAUACCCCUGAUUUUGAAGCUGCUAAAUGUUGGAUUGGAGGAUUAGGAAUUUCUCUAUCAACUUUGUCUGGGGGUCGUUCACAAGUCAUCAAUAUCAGUCAUGCAGCUUUACUUAAAGCUGUGUGUAUUGCUGUACGUUAUUCUGCUGUACGAAAACAGUUUGGGCCAACUGAGGAAGAGCUGCCUGUAAUAGAGUAUCAAGUUCAGCAAUGGCGGUUGUUCCCUUACUUAGCAGCUGCAUUUGUCAUGAAGAUAUUUUCUAAAUAUGUGUAUGAAUGGUUAGUAGAAAUGGUGUUCAUGUUAGCUUCAGGAGGCAAUCAACUGCAAGUAAUUGACUUCAGUGCUGAAAUGCAUGCUUUAUUGUCUUCGGGAAAACCUUUGGCAAGUUGGUUGGCUCAACGUGGUAUACAAGAAUGUCGGGAAGCUUGUGGAGGACAUGGAUAUUUAAAAUGUUCUGGCUUUGGUAAUCUGAGGAAUGACAAUGAUGCAAAUUGUACCUAUGAAGGAGAUAAUAAUGUCUUAAUUCAACAAGCAAGCAAUUGGUUAUUGCAAGUAUGGGAGAAGCAUAGAAAAAAUGUUAAAGUUAACUCACCCCUAGGAUCGCUUAGUUUUCUGGAUAUUGAUGAAAAGAGUAUAAAUGCAAUUGCACAGAAUUACAAGGAACUGAUUGAACCCCAAGGAAUUUUGGCCAUCUACAAGGCAUUAGUGAAGUGCCUACUGAAAAGUACUCACGAGGUUGUUGAAACACAGAAACAGAAAGGAAAAGACACUUUCACUGCCAAAAAUGAUUCACAAGUGUUUUAUGCAAGAGAUCUUUCUAUUGCAUAUAUUGAGCUUGCUGUUAUUCAAUUGUUCUUAAAAUUCCUCAAUGAAAUUGAAGACACAAAUAUUCGUCUAAUUUUAAGAAAAUUGUGCUCCCUUUAUGGGCUAUGGAGUUUGCAGAAUCACCUUGGAAUAUUAUACGAAGCAAGAAUAAUAGAAGGAAAUAUUACAUCCAAACUUUUAAAGCAGGGUGUAUUGCAGCUCUGUGAAGAACUAAAACCAGAAGCAAUAACUUUGGUUGAUGUAUUGGCUCCACCUGACUUUAUUCUAAACUCAGUUUUGGGAAUGUCAGAUGGUCAGGUGUAUAAACACCUCCAGUCCCAUAUGCUUCAAACACCUGGUGUAAUGGAACGACCCAAGUGGUGGAAAGAAAUGGUAAAGACAUAUCGCUCUAAAUUAUAAUAUUCUUAUGGAAUAAGUAUUAAUUUGUGAGAGAUGAUAUAAUUGUACAAUUUAUAUGUGGUAGAUCACACCUGUAUUUGUAUCAAAAGCUUACUUAACCUGUGCUUUCAACUAUCCAAAGCCUGUGGUUCUAACAUCUGAAUCUCAGAGUUACAGCACUAAAUUUGGAAAGAAUUCAUCAACAACCCUAGACCCCGUGAUGUUUUUAAAUGAAUAUUGCGGUGUUUGAUCAUACAUUGAUCUCUCUCAAUCCUUCUACAAAUAUUCAAGGAAAUAGAGAGUUGAAUUGAGUAGAUUUUGCAACUCAAAAAAGUGAGGGUGAACUAGCCAAAUAAUACAUGAACACUCCUUGUGAAUACUUUAGUCUGUUGUGUGGCUCUUCUGAAAGUUGUAAAUGUUUGGGCUUUCUAAUAAGCUAAAUGUUAAAAUGUAGGUAUGCUGCCAGCAAGUGAUGUAGUUUGACAGAUCCAGUAUUAAAAUCUGUAAAUUUUUGUUAUGGGUUUAUGCUAAUUUUAAGGGACAAGGUGACUUGGUGCUAUAUAAAAAAUCUUAAAUAACAAAUUAAAAUGUAUAUAUUUUUCAACAAUUUAUAUUUUUUUACAAUAUACAAAAUAAUUAUUUAAAAUCACGGUUCCAGUAACAUGUUCAUCCACAAUUAACAGAAAAAUAUUUUAAAAUAUUUUUAUAUAAAAAUAUAUGUAUUGAAAUAUAUUUUCUUAUUUCAAAAAUAAAAUGUAGUAUUCUUGUAUUAGUACCAUCCCAGCAAAGUAUCCUACAGAAUUUAAUACUGCUGUAAAUAAAAUUUAAAUCAAUUUCAUCUACAGUUUUGAAGAUGGAGUGGCUGCAACUUCUUUCCACCAGCUUGGCCUUUCAAAGGUUUCUGGUGUUUGGUACAAAAAUGACUGUAAAUUUUCAUACACUUUCCCAUCCGACCUUCCUAAUACAGAAUUGAGAAUGAAGUCUGGAGGAGCUAAAACAUCAGCCAAAGAAACUGCAUCAUUCUUAAUUUUCUGGCACAACUCCACAAUUCCUUCUCGUAUAUACCGGGCAGCAUUAGGCCCAGAUGCAAAUCCACCUACAACCAAAACAAAAUAAUGUACAUAAAUGUUUUAUAUUAGUAAAAUGUCAGACCAAAUUAAACACCUCAAGUUAUGACUUUAUAUAAAGCUAGUGAAACAUCUACAACCAGCUGAACCUAUGCGAAUGAAAGACAUGAAUUUUGGAAAUUACAUUCCUGUCAUUCAGUGGAGCUGCAACAGUGUUCGGUCUCCAGCCACCACAAAAAAUAUUUAUACUACAUGUUGUAAAGGUUUGAAAUCACAUUAAAUUUGACAAAAAUAUCUGUAAUGACAAAAAGUUGGUAGCUCUAAGUUAUUUCUCAUAUGUUAUUUUAUAGUUUUUCAAUUUCAGUAACAAGAACAGGCAUAACCAUCUUUUUCAGUUGUGAUUUAUAAAAAAUUGGAGAUCAAGUUACCUUGAUAUAAAAUUGCCAAAUGUUUUUCCAAACUCCAAGUUCCAUAUAAGGAGCACAGUGUUUUAAGGAUAGAAUGUUGUUGCUCAUCUUUAUUAGACUGAAUAGAUGUCCAAAAAAGAGAUAAAAUAAAAUGCUCAAUAAAGGCAAUCGAAAGCGUUUUUGCAAAGAAUACUUGAGCAUUAUUUUUAGCAGUAAAUGCAUCUUUACCCAACUUGAUUUGUUGCUCAAUUCGCUUUUCAGUUUCUUCAAGUAACCAGCAUAUCAGCCAUUUAUAUGCCGCAAUAAUUGUGUCUGGAUGAGUUGCUACAUCUAAGGAGGGGAUAAUAAGCUUAGAUGAAAAUAUAGAGUCUGAGUUCGAUAGAAAAUCUGCUGAUCCAAGAGGAGUCUUGAUUGUUGAACCUUUCUUUUUCUGGGACCAAAGUUGAAGAAGCCAGUUACUUGUCUGUUGCAAAAGCACAUUAUUUUCUCCUUCGUAUGUGCAAUUAGCAUCAUUAUCGUUUCGUAGGUCACCUAAAUUACUAGCUUUUAAAUAUCCAUGUCCUCCACAAGCUUCUCGACACUCUUGAAUGGCAUCUCG
Gryllus bimaculatus (two-spotted cricket) is the source of this 4199-nucleotide messenger RNA. The record is from the annotation of a GenBank genome assembly. NCBI's taxonomy places the organism in Eukaryota, Metazoa, Arthropoda, Insecta, Orthoptera, Gryllidae.